AGACUAUUGAAAAUUAAUCUUAGAAGAGGUAAAUAAAAAUUUCUAAAUUGACACUUCUAAUUCUAAGGAUAAACGACGUAUGAAUUUGAAAAAAAAAAUCUAGUAGCUUAAUAAAUUUAGUUUAUAAUAUAAAAGAUAAUUUUUAUUUUAUUACAAAAAUUAUAUUUAAUAUAUUUUAAAUUAAAUUUAAAUAUAUAUUUAAAUUAGAGAGUGUAAAACAAAAAAAGAUUCGAUUCGGGGGGAGGAGAAUCAAUAUAUCAAUAUCAUUUAUUUAUCAAUUUUAAAGGUGAUCUUAAUUUAUCGCAACACAAGAAGAUUAAAGUUGAUAAUUACCGGUCCUCUUCGUUUCUACAAAGAGCCAAAACUAAUGAAGUUGAUUAGGAUUAUCACACUUUUCUACUCUCCAAAAAAGAAACUCGAAUAUUUUCUAUAUAAAAACAAACAGAAAAAAGGAAACUGGAGCAAAGGCCUAUUUUAGUAAUUGAAUACUGUCUGCAAGAAAACCCUCCAGCAAGCAAAACCUGUACCAUAUGACUGACCCCAAAACCAACAAGCCACACACACCACACCAGCACCAGUCCCUGUUUCACCCAUUCUAUAUUUUCUACCAUAAAACAAACAAUUCCAUCGUCUUCCUCUCUCAAUUCUCAGUAUCAGAAAGAGAGACUUGGAACUGUCUUCACAAAUGAAAAUGGCUACAUUUCUCGUCUUCCUUUUAAUUCUCUUAUCUUCACUUAAUGGUUCACACCAACAGCAGCAGCAGCAGCAGCCACUCCUAAACACUCUAGAACAAGACUCACUCUUCAAGGUUCUCUCCUCUAUUAACUCAGCCAUCCCGUGGCCCACUCUCUUUCCACCAGAUGACCUUUGUUUCUCUCCUCCACACGGCGUUGUUUGUGAAUACUUCAGUGAAGAACCCAGCACCCAAGGAAACGAUACCCUUUCGCUUCACAUAACAGAGCUAAAUUUUGGGUAUGUUUCUGACUAUUCGCCAAACCCACCUUGUUCUUCUAAUUCCACUCUUAACCCACUUAUCUUCACUUCCUUUAAGUACCUCCGUAAGUUGUUCUUUUACAAGUGUUUUAUAGAGACAGCUGUUUUAGUGCCUAAUGUUUCUCUGACUAGUUUUGGUUCUAAUCUUGAAGAGCUUGUGUUUAUUGAAAACCCAGGUUUAGUUGGGUCUAUCGAUGGCAUUAUUGGUAACUUCAGUAGUUUAAGGAGGUUAGUGUUGACUGGAAAUGGGGUUUCUGGGAAUAUCCCAGAUGGGAUUGGUGAUUUGGUUAAUAUUGAAGAAAUUACCCUUUCAAGAAACAACUUAACUGGUGGUUUACCAUUUAGUGUUACCAAGUUGAAGAAACUCAGAGUCUUGGAUUUGAGUCAAAAUCACUUUGAUGGAAAGGUCCCCGAGUCAGUAGGUAAUUUAUCUCAGGUUUUAAAGCUUGAUUUGAGUUCUAAUAGGUUUUCUGGUAAAAUUCCAGAUAGCAUGGUUCAUUUGCAGAAUUUGGAGUUCUUGGACUUGAGUUUUAACAGGUUUGGUAACUUUGGAAUCCCACUAUUUCUAGGAAAAAUGCCCAGAUUGAGAGAACUUUAUUUGAGUGGGAAUUUACUAGGAGGGCAUAUUCCAGAAAUAUGGGAAGAUCUUGGGGGUAUUUCAGGAAUAGGAUUUUCUAACAUGGGUUUAGUUGGGAAGAUUCCAGCUUCAAUGGGAGUUUACUUGAAGAAUUUGUGUUAUUUAAGGCUUGAUAGUAACAAGCUUGAAGGGAAAGUGCCAAAGGAGUUGGGGUUCUUGGAGUUUGUGAAUGAGAUCAAUUUGGAGAACAAUAAUUUGAGUGGUGAAAUUCCAUUUACUUCUAAUUUUACUGCUAAGAUUGGUAAAAAGUUGAAGGUAAAUGGUAAUACAGGCCUGUGUGUUGUUGAUGAAGAUUUUGGGUUUGGUAAAAAAACUGAGGGCAGUUUGGGAAAAAUGAAGUUGUGCAACAAGUCAGAUGUUCCUAAUCCAUUUCUUUUCAAAGAGGAUAAUUCUGUUUCUUCUUUAUCACCACCAGUGCAGGUGUUAUCUUCUUAUGUUUCAUAUGGGUUAAUGAUUUUGGGUUUUUGCUUGUCUUUGCUUUGCUAAUUUGAUGCAGUGAGACAGUGAUAGCGGCUAACAGAAAGAAUAGGAUUCCAAUACUCUUAUUUUUUUAACCUUGGAUAGGAAAUUUUUGAUGAGAAAUUAAGGGAAAUAUGUAAGUAUGUCUUUUGUUGGUGAAACUAGAAACCUACACAUACUGUGUUACUUACUGUUGUUUUUCAAUUUGUAAAGCUAAUGAAAUUUCUGGGUUUCAUUUUUCUUUU
Messenger RNA from Ricinus communis (castor bean), 2334 nucleotides. RefSeq names its product piriformospora indica-insensitive protein 2. Bases 686 to 2116 code for a protein of 476 amino acids. Lineage: Eukaryota; Viridiplantae; Streptophyta; Magnoliopsida; Malpighiales; Euphorbiaceae. Gene Ontology annotation, molecular function: protein binding. The record is from RefSeq and is a predicted model, not a curated record. The transcript has a single exon.